Messenger RNA from Lethenteron reissneri (Far Eastern brook lamprey), 3424 nucleotides. Its product is annotated as beta-galactoside alpha-2,6-sialyltransferase 1-like. Gene Ontology annotation, molecular function: beta-galactoside alpha-2,6-sialyltransferase activity. Gene Ontology annotation, biological process: sialylation. The record is from RefSeq and is a predicted model, not a curated record. NCBI's taxonomy places the organism in Eukaryota, Metazoa, Chordata, Hyperoartia, Petromyzontiformes, Petromyzontidae. Gene Ontology annotation, cellular component: Golgi apparatus.
UGAGCUUCACAGCUCAUCGGAUUCCUCCUGUCAAAAUAUUCCGAUUUAGCUCCUUGCAACACGGGCCCGUGUGAACCACACUGCGCAAGUGCUACUCCUGCUGUUGCUGCCGGUAGCAACAGCGCCUCUCCUGCCGCCGGAGGAAGGCAACCGUGGCAGGCCGGGUGGGAUUGUGGGAAAUGGCCUGUCAGCGCCGGCGCGUGCCCGGCUGGCGCCUCUUCCUCGUCGCCUGCUUCCUCUCGUGGCUGCUGGCGCUCGCCGCCGUGUGCCUGCUGCUGGGCGACGUCAACCGCGACACCUACGCUCCCGCCGCCCUCUCGCGCUCGCUGGGCGCCGUCACGCGACUCCUGGGGAGCGGCGGUGACGGCGGCGACCGCCGCCGCCCGCGACCCUCGCGGAAACCUCCGAGCGCCGCCGAUGACGGUGGAAUCGGCGGGAGGCGACGGGACGACGGAUUCCGCGGGCCGGCGCGGCCGGGUCCGGCGGAAUCCUUCGCGGGGAAUCCCCCCCGGGCUCUGCUGCUCGCCAAUCGGGAAGACGGGCGGCUCGGGGCAGGGGCCGAGCUCUCGCCGCCGCCGCCCGCGGAGGCCGGUGGCGACGGGCCGGCGUUCCGGAGGGCGCACGGCAGGAGCGGCGUCCUGAAGGUCGUGUCGCGAGACGGCGUCGCGCCGGCGGGAGGUUCCGUGGGGAACGGCCGGGCGAGACCGCGACCCCAGCAACCCCGACCCCAACAACCCCGACCGAGACACCAACAACCCCGGUGGCCCCAACGACGGCCGCGACCGCGGCCCGCGGCGCGUCCCGCCGCGUGGCCACGCGCGAUCCACGCGGGCGUGUGGAACGAGGGCACGGGCUCGCGGCAGCUGGCGCCGCGCCUGCAGCGGGCGCGCGAGAAGUACAUCGAGCAGAACAAGCACGGCGUGCGCUACGCCGGAGCGGUCGGGCGGCCUCCUCCCGCGGGGCCGCUGUCGGCGGCCGGCCGCCGCGACCUCCUGUGCCUGGUGGCCGAGCGGGUGGCGGCGCUGCGGUCGACGCUCACGCUCGGAGGCUCCGAGGCGCCCUUCUCCGCGAUGGGCGCGUGGAGGGAGGCGCUGGACGCGGGCGGGCUGGAGCGCGCCGUGUCCGGGGGGCGCUCGCUGGAGCGCUGUGCCGUCGUGUCGUCGGCAGGAGCCAUGCUCGGGUCGGGGCUGGGACGAGAAAUCGACGCUCACGACGCUGUGCUCCGCUUCAACGCCGCGCCGACCGAACACUUCGAGAAUGACGUCGGGACCAAGACCACGAUCCGUCUCGUUAACUCCCAGAUCCUGGCUCGGCCUCAGAACAACUUCUCCCGGAGCACUCUCUACCGUGACGUGGCGCUGCUUGUGUGGGACCCGGCGCCGUACUCACUCAACCUGACACAGUGGUUCCACGACCCGGACUACAACUUCUUCCCUGCGUUCCUGCGCCGCCGGCAACGCCACCCAACGCAGCCGGCGUUCGUGCUGCACCCCGCCUACCUGUGGCGCAUCUGGGAACUGCUGCAGGACAGCGCCACGGAGCGCAUCCAGCCCAACCCACCGUCCUCCGGCUUCCUGGGCGUCGUGCUGAUGAUGUGGCUUUGCGACGAGGUGAGCGUUUACGAGUUCCUGCCGUCGCGGCGCCGCACCGACCUGUGCCACUACCACGAGGACUACACGGACCGGGCGUGCACCGAGGGGGCCUACCACCCCCUGCUCUACGAGAAGAACCUCGUCAAGAGACUCAGCACCUCCUCCGACCACGACCUCUUUUGGGCCGGGAGAGCCACCCUGCCGGGACUGAGGAGGGCGAUGGAGAGCUGCCCCCCGCGGACUCGCCAAUAAUCGUGGCCGCCCAAACUGUUGCGGUCGACGACAUCGUCGUUGCGUUCGCCGUCACGGAUGGGGGAUGACGAUCGCUGGGAUUGCGUCGGCAAGGAAGAGCGUCGUCGCAACAAUCAUGGCCAUCUAAACCUCAACGUUGUGAUGACGAUGACGACGAUAACAGGUGAUUGUGGUCGGGAGGUCCGCAAUUCUCAUCCAUUGGCUGCUGGACUGGGCCCUGCCACUGGAACGUGGAAUUUAUAGUGGUGUCGCCUUGUAAACCUGCUACCCUUGCCGCCACUGUUGACCCAUACCAACAGCACCAGGAAUUGCCGCAAGGGACUUUACCAAAGCAAUCCUGUAAGACUCCACGAUGUCAUCAUCACCGCGAGAAAGCCAUUAUGUUUCCGGUCAAUGUACUUUCAAGAGCGAUUGGGUUUUUUUUUGUCCAAUCCAACCGGGAAAACGGGAAUCGGCCAACGAUUGCCGAUUAUUUAUGAUUUGAAAAACCACAACAACGACACCGAACGUCGUUUUAUUAAAGAGAGGGUGAGUGACGAUUAGAGGACGUAGGGACGGACGCUGUACAAUGAAGAAGCUUGACAACCAGUGAAUGGACUCCAACCUAGGAAGCUGCGGUGUCGCGUAUCUGUAUUUGUUGCGUUUAGAAUAUUUGGCUGCUCCAAAUUGCCACCUGACGAUAAGCCACUUCGUUGAGCUAUCAUUUGUGGCCAGGUCGCUUCCGGAAAAAGAACUGGCACAGUAUUAGCUCAGUGGGGCUUCAACAGAAGAAAAGUUUCUACUCUUUGGUUCAUUCGGUAAAGUCACGUAGGUAUAAAAUAAAAAUAAAAGUUUAGUUCAUCUGUGAUCCGGCAUGAUUGAGGAAAGGGUCAGCGGAUCACACGGAGAUUUUACAAAACUCCCAAACCCGCUAGGGGCUUCGGGUUAAGCCAGAUGUGCGGUACAACAAGGGGGGGGGGGGGGAUGGUUGUGCGAACCCAUAUGUGCAGACCUUUCGAGCAUUAACCCAUCGUAUACAAGGUGGGGUUUUCUCCAGGUGGUCCGGGUUUUAGGACAAUGAACGGAAAACAAACGGAAUUUGUUUCGACAAUUUAAUUGUUUCAACGAUCAACAGUUCGACAAUUUAAUUGUUUGGACGAUUGACAGUUCGCUAAUUGCAUUUUCCAACAAUGAAAUUGUUUCGACAAGCAACAGAAUAGUUUUAAUAAUUCGUUGCUCAUAAUGGCCUGAUUCAGGACUCUCUUGAAAAUGAGUCCUGAGGUUCGGCGAGUGAGACGAGCGCGCGAGUCUUCCCUCGAUGACGCGAAUUAUUUUUCAACUUCUUAACACCUGGGAUUUUUCCGCAGCCAAUGCUACGAUUCACGAUCGCUCUUCCGGGUUCGGCAACGACAUCGUGAUUUGUGCCAAAUUUGCGUUGAGUUAAUUUACCCUCCACCACCCAACACAGUCAUAUAAAAGAAUUGUCACGCCAGUGUACGCGUGUCGAACAACACGCUACAUUCCUCUCCUUUACACUGAGACCUCCUUUACCAGUGGCAAAAUAUAGUAGUAGGUUUUUACCCUUUAAACUGGUACAAAAC